CUGUUGGAGUUGAAGGUAUAAAAACCUUCGGUAAUAUUCCUACUAUGAUAGAUGUUCUGUGACAUGAAUUUGUUGUUGCAGCAGCUAGUUUUUUUAAGUUGAUUUUUUCUGCUGUGUAUGCUUUACAUAAUUUAUUUAAAAAUGGUUUGUGCAUUGUAGUAUCAUCAUGUCCCAACAAGAGUUGGUUCCUUACAUUACCGAAGAAAAUAAAAGAAGAAAAAGGAAAAGGAUAGUAUUCACAAAGAUGUUUUUUGAGAUGUCAUGUCUUGCUCUAGCUUAUCUUAGUAUGCAAAGGGCACCGAAAAAUCUAGGAUGCUUCAAUGAUGAUGAGGAGAAGGUUGUAUAUAGGAAGUAUAUAUUGAAGCAAACAUAUGAUGGGUCCGAGACAAAUUGCUAUGAUAAGCUACGCUUAACUAAAAGAAACUUUCACGAUCUCUGUGCUAUGUUGCGUGAGAAGUGUGGUCUCAAAGAUAGCACGCUUGUGACAGUAGAGGAAAAUCUUGCUAUGUUCCUACAAGUUGUCGGGCAUGGAAUUAAAAUGAGAAUGUUGGGUGGAACAUACCAGCGGUCUAUAGAGACUAUCAGUAGGAACUUCGCAUCCGUGUUGUCGGCCAUCCUAUCUCUACAUAGGGAGUUCAUCAAGCUUCCUGAUCCUUCUGUCAACCCCCCUAAUGAUUACAAAUGGAAGUGGUUUGGCAAUGCACUUGGAGCACUAGAUGGAUGUCAUAUUCCUGUGUUUGUUAAUGCCGCUGACAAGGGGAGGUAUAGAAACAGAAAGCAGGAUAUCAGCACUAACAUGCUAGGUGUGGUUGACUGGAACAUGAAAUUUCUCUAUGUUCUUCCUGGUUGGGAGGGCUCUGCAUCAGACUCAAGAGUUUUAAAAGAUGCUAUGCGAAAUGACCGUCGAGAUGCAUUUGUUGUCCCACAGGGAAAAUACUACCUAGUCGAUGCUGGCUAUACAAAUGGACCUGGAUUUCUAUCUCCAUUUAGAUCUACUCGGUACCACUUGAAAGAGUGGGUUGCCAGUCAACAAAGGCCCCAAAAUGAAAAAGAGUUGUAUAACUUGCGUCAUUCUCGUGCUAGAAAUGUUGUGGAGAGAACUUUUGGGUUGUUGAAGAAAAAAUGGGCCUUCCUACGUACUUGUUCUUUCUUUCGCAUAGAAGACCAGAUACGAAUUAUUAAUGCAUGUUGUGUGUUGCACAACUAUGCAAGGGAUAGGCAACAUGUGAGAGAUGAUCUGUUGCUGCCGGAAGUGGACGCUGAACUAGCAGCCAUGACUCCUGACCCUGUAGAUGAUGCUAAUUUAAUUAGAAGUGUCCAACUAAGUGAUGCAUGGACCGAUUUUAGGCAGCAAUUUGCUGAUGAGAUGUUCGCUGACUAUCUUGUUGCGCACGCUGAACUAACAAGGGAAAAUUAG
Messenger RNA from Lolium perenne, 1417 nucleotides. The record is from RefSeq and is a predicted model, not a curated record. NCBI's taxonomy places the organism in Eukaryota, Viridiplantae, Streptophyta, Magnoliopsida, Poales, Poaceae.